Molecule: messenger RNA, 1143 nt
Organism: Pogonomyrmex barbatus (red harvester ant)
Lineage: Eukaryota; Metazoa; Arthropoda; Insecta; Hymenoptera; Formicidae
Product: phospholipase A1-like
Biological process (GO): lipid catabolic process
Molecular function (GO): serine hydrolase activity; lipase activity
Source: RefSeq, a predicted model, not a curated record
UGCAUGCAGCGAGAGUGCUCAUUAUGGUAAGUAUCGGAUUCACUUUAACAUCGCAAAUCUGUUAAUACUUUUGCUCGUGCAUAAUGUGGCUCAUAACUACGAUAUCUUUAAUUAUUUUUACACAAUACAUGUGUUUAUAUGCCGCGAGUGAAAACAUUUUCACUGUUGAAGAAAACUAUGCACGUAAUCGAUCAAGUUCCUGCAUUUUCGGCGUUCAGUCAGUGUCAAUACUUAUGUUCAACAGUGAUACUCCUCAGGGUCAAUCUGUCGAUAUAAACGAAUCCUGCGAUUUUGUCGAUCCAUCAAAACCAGUUGCCUUCCUGACGCAUGGUUUUCUCGCACAUUCAAACUGGACUAAUUAUUACAAACUUGCCUCUCAACUGUUAAAAAAAGAGUAUACAGUAUUUUCGUUAGAUUGGUCCAAUGCAUCGUGCUAUAAUGAUCCAAUCGUCCUGAGAUUGCUGGAGUAUCCCAGUGCAAUGAGCAAUACUGUCGAAGUUGGUAAUUACUUGGCAAGUUACAUCAAAUCGGUGAUCGACGUGUGUGAUGUUCCAUUGAAAAGCAUCACACUUGUGGGUCAUAGUCUCGGCGCGCAUAUAAAUGGCUUUGCCGCGAAGAACAUUAAGAAAUCGAUUUCUGGCAAGAUCCCGCUUCUCAUUGGUACCGAUCCCGCAGCUCCCCCGUUCAUGUUUCAAAGUUGCCCAAAUCGAUUUUGCAUUGAAGACGCCGAUCGUGUAAUAGCUUUCCAUACGUCGCCUCUCGGGAUACCAUACUCUAUAGCUCACCUUGAUUUGUGGUUCAAUAACGGAAUGCUCCAACCGGGAUGCGAGUUAUUCGGCUUCAAUGUCGAAUGCUCUCAUAACAUAGCUGUUGAGUACUUGGCUCAUAUGUUGUUAAAUAAUUGUAACUUUAUUGGUGUUCCUACGAAGCAUCUUAUUUCAACACCUUUAAGAUUUGUGCCCAAAUGUCCUGUUCCUGACAAAAUCAGCUGUAUCAGUAUAAAUGACAAAAUAUUCGAUAGUAAUAAUUCUAUAAAAGGAAAUUACUGUGUACACGUUAAAUCGCAAUCUCCUUAUUGUACUGGAAGUUCUAGUAGCUGUCUACAAUAAAUUCUCCUGCAAAUUCAGGUUAAAUUUAUUACAA